AUGGCCGAUGAUUUGUCCGAUCUGGGUGUUAGUUGGGUGGAGGAGUCAUCGCUGCGUGAAGAUGUUGUGGCUGCUGUAGACGCCCAUGGCGAUAUGGAGAGGGCGGCCGACGAGGCGGAACUUCAGCGCCGUUGGGCCGCAUUGGAAGAGAUGGAAAGAGUAGUGGCGGAGCUGCAGGAACAGUGUGAGUCUGCCAAGCUGCAGGCCGGUGUGGUAGUGCUUGGAGGUGGUGUUGGUGGGGCCGCAGUGGGAGUGGGAGGAGCGGAAGAUAAGAAGAAGAUGGAAAGUGGAGAUGGAGAGGCGGUGUUGCGAUUUCGCCUGGCGAAGGCGCAGAGAGAAGUGGAGAGUCGAGCCACCGCCGUACGCCGUUGGCAGAAAGAGAUGGAAACACGACAGCGACAACGUGCAGAAGCCGCAAGGCGACGAAGGCAGGCGGCGAUGAGUAUGAACAGUACAGCCGCAAGCAGUCGAUCGGUGGUAGGACCUGCAGCCAAUAAAACAACUCCUGCUGGACCUUCAUUAAAUCUGGCGGCCUCAUUAAGUGCCUUAACUCCUGCCGCUUCAGCUGUAACGAUACGAAGUGGUACAUCAACAUCAACAUCAACAACAGCUGCUGCAAGAAGAAGAAGUGAGUCAAAGUAUCCACCAGGUGCCUUUGAUGUCUCAAACAAUAUCACACUCUCUUCCCUCUCUGGAAUCCCAACACUGCCACAGUCUUCUCGUGAUGGGGGUAAUAAUAAUAAUACUACUAGUAAUAAUAAUAGUCAUAGUGGUAUUAGUAGUAGUAGUAGUAGUGGUAGUCUAACAGGGGGAAAGACGUUUACAAGUGUGGCGGAGUACGCAGGAGGGGCUCUUUUACCUUCAUUACACCGUGUUACCCUCUCACGUGCAGAGUUGCGCUCUACCUCGAAAAGGUACGCCGAUGAUGGUGAUAUUGAUGCAUUUCACGCGCGACAAGAGAAACGAAAACGUUUAGAAGAAGUUGCUGCAUGUGUGUCGGCUUCACACCCAACAUUACCCCUCUCUGGUGGAGUAAAAAAGGAAGAGAAUCAAGAUGGAAUAUCUGUUAAAGUAAAACAAGAGAAAAAAAAUGAAGAUGAAUAUGAAGAAGGAAAAACUGGAACUAGUCAUACAGAAGCAAUAGAUGUUGAUGCAAUUAUGGAAGAAUCUGAUGAAAUUGGUGAAAAUAUAUUAAGACAAGUUACUGUAAAUCAAAGUGGUAUCAGCAAUAAUGGAUCUAUUAAAAAGGAAGAACGAGAAAAGUUUGUCUCUCUAGUACCUGGUAUCACAUUAUGUGAAUCUAUUUAUAGUCGUUUACUAGAUCAUCAACGAGAGGGAGUUAAAUGGAUGCUACAACUUCAUGUACAAAAAGUAGGUGGCAUUCUAGGAGAUGAGAUGGGUCUUGGUAAAACGAUACAAGUGGCUGCCAUGUUAAAUGCUUUGCAUAACUCUCAACAAUUACGUGGACCAUGUUUAAUUGUAUCACCCUUAACAGUUCUGCAGCAAUGGGUGAUGGAGAUGCAUAGAUGGGCACCGUAUAUGCGUACAUGUAUUAUGCAUGAGAGUAGUGCCUCUAAAGUGGGUCGUGAAGAACUUAUUGCGUCUAUUAGAGGGACUCCAGCGGUGUUACUAACAACCUAUGCAGGAGUUCGACAACAUUGUCAACUCUUGCAUACUGCAAGAUUUCAAUAUAUUAUUCUUGAUGAAGGACAUAAGAUUAGUAAUCCAGAUACGACAGUAACUCUUGCUGUAAAGUCAUUUCCAACCCCUCAUCGUCUUAUUUUAUCAGGUACACCUAUUCAAAAUACACUGAAAGAACUUUGGUGUUUAUUUGAUUUUGUUAAACCUGGUUUACUUGGUACAAUGACUAAAUUUGUACAGGAAUUUGAAGAACCCAUUAAUGCCAGUAAAGAUCUUCGGGCUUCUUCAUUAGUACUGGCAACUGCGGUAGAAUGUGCACGUGCAUUACAAGAACGUAUCUCACCUUAUUUGUUGCGACGACUUAAACGGCAAGUCAUGAAAGAUGCGUUACCGCAAAAGUAUGAACGUGUAAUACGAUGUCCAUUAAGUGAUGCGCAGUUAGAAGCAUAUGUGGAACUUCUCACUUCACCACGAGUACAACAAUUACUCAGUAGCACUUUAUCCUAUACACAAAUGAUGGGUGCACUUGACCGUGAUGGCCGUGACUCUAGUGGUUCCCUACACACCGCCGGAAGACGUUUUCAAAUGAUGGCAAGACAUCAACAACAACAUAAUGGAAGUGGAAUUCGCCCUGAAACCUUUCGUGUAUUAAAUGAACUUCGACAAAUCUGUAAUCACGUGGAUGUGUUUCGUCUUCGACAAUCCAUCGCUAAUGGUGGCGGAGAUGAUUAUGAUGAUGAUGAUGAUGAUGGUAAUGAUGGGAAUAGUAUGACUACUACCAAUCAUAAUAAUAAUAAUAAUGGUAAUAAUGGUAUGGCUAGUGUAGGGAGACGUCGCCGUGUGUCUCGUCCCUCACUUCGCAGCAAUCUUCCUGUGAAUUACGAUGGUAGUGGAAAACUGCAAACACUCCGUCGUCUUCUCACCGUUUGGCGCCGUGGUGGACAACGUGCGUUAAUCUUUUCACAAACACGUCUAUUACUGGAUGUGUUGGAGAAUAUGUGUGAACAGGAGGGACUUGCCUAUAUACGCUUGGAUGGAUCCACCGGUGGACCACAACGACAGGCACUUAUUCAUCGUUUUAACACCGAUCCCAACGUGACAGCCGCUCUCCUCACCACUCGUGUUGGUGGUGUUGGUGUGAAUUUAACAGGAGCCGAUCGAGUGGUGUUGGUUGAUCCCGAUUGGAAUCCCGUAACGGAUGAACAGGCACGUGAGCGGGCGUGGCGCAUUGGACAAACCCGUGAUGUGGGUGUGUAUAGACUUAUUGCAAGUGGAACAGUUGAAGAGGCGAUACUGCGGCGGCAACUGGCCAAGACGUAUGUAACGGAGAAGGUGUUAAGUAAUCCAACACUGCAGCGGUUCUUUCACCAACAUGAAAACCUCGCAGAGACAUUUUAUCUCGGUGCUGAGUAUGAUAGUCGUAUUCCAGUGGGGAAGAAACAUGUGAUGGUGGCUCAGGAACUCUCUCCACUCCUAGAAAAGGAAGAGGAAGAAGAAGAGGAGGAAGAGGAAGAAGAUAAAGAACAUACAAAUGUGAAUAGAAAUAGUGCUCAUGCGGUACAGGAUAAACCGGAAGUGUGUGUGAAACAAGAAAAGGGCGUAUCGGUCUAUCGAGUGCGACCCCCAAUGCCAAUUAAUAAUAAUAAUAAUAACAACAACAAUAACCCUUCACAUCCCAAUCAUAUUAACAAUAAUAAUAAUCAUCAUCAUCAUCAUCAUAUUAAUAACAAUACCCCCCGUAGACCCACACCCAAACCCAUCAACACACCACCAACAGUGGCUGAGAAGAACAGACGUGUUGGCGGCGGGGCCAAUUGGGCGGAAACGGCGUUACUGCAGGAUCUCGUCGACGGUCAAGAAGUGCGCAUCUCCGGCGACGACGCGGUGGCCCGGCGACUGGCACGACUCUCCGCAACGCAAACAAUGCUGCGAGUCACGAAUACCGUUCGCACAAUGGAACAACAGCAGGCAGAGAUGCGAAUAAAGUUGGAGAAGGGAGAAGAUUAA
Molecule: messenger RNA, 3648 nt
Organism: Trypanosoma theileri
Lineage: Eukaryota; Euglenozoa; Kinetoplastea; Trypanosomatida; Trypanosomatidae
Product: DNA excision repair protein
Exons: 1
Coding region: 1-3648 (1215 amino acids)
Biological process (GO): transcription-coupled nucleotide-excision repair
Cellular component (GO): nucleus
Molecular function (GO): ATP binding; ATP-dependent chromatin remodeler activity
Source: RefSeq, a predicted model, not a curated record